Messenger RNA from Maniola jurtina (meadow brown), 3840 nucleotides. It is a transcript of the gene Srrm1, whose product is annotated as peptidyl-prolyl cis-trans isomerase G-like. Gene Ontology annotation, biological process: mRNA processing; regulation of mRNA splicing, via spliceosome. The transcript has 12 exons. Gene Ontology annotation, molecular function: RNA binding. The record is from RefSeq and is a predicted model, not a curated record. Gene Ontology annotation, cellular component: spliceosomal complex. NCBI's taxonomy places the organism in Eukaryota, Metazoa, Arthropoda, Insecta, Lepidoptera, Nymphalidae. Bases 865 to 3435 code for a protein of 856 amino acids.
GUGGACAUGUCCAAGGUGAAACUGGAUGUGCUGAAGCCAUGGAUCACCCAGAAGAUCACAGACAUUCUCAAGAUGGAAGACGAUGUUGUCAUUGACUACGUCAACAACCAACUAGAGGAAAAGUGUGCCGCCGACGCCGCCCGCCGCCGCCGCCAGCCGCCGCAGCGCGUCCCGCAACACUGUUUCGGAGGCCUUAGCAUUCUCAGUCGGUAUUUACGGGGAAAUUAAAUACUAAAAACAAUGUUAACUCAUUAAAGAGAAUUAUGCUGUGGACAACCAAGACUCGAAUGUAAUAUGACACUCUGAGGCCCUCAGAGAAAGAUUUGACUCGGCGUAGGGAAGUCUCAGUUAGGCUUUGUGUUCAGCAUAAUGUGGUUUUGUCGCAAAACCCUUACAGGUGCAAGGAAUUGAAGAAAGAAGUGUGAACAUGGCGUCGCGUGCGUCGAAGCGGCGGCAGCGGAGCUCGCAGCGUGCGUCUGCGCAGCGUAGCGACGCCGCGGCCAUCAACCGCGCUGCCUUCGUCUUGCAGCCGACACCGUCGCGCCACCCGCACAUUAAUACCAUGUAUUGAUAUUAUAAUGUUUGCUUCCCUACCCGAGUCAUUUCUGUGUUGUUAUUUACUAUGUUACAUUUAAAAAAAAUAUUUACUGUGCGACGCUCUGAACGCCUCACUGAGUUGUUUUGUUUCACGAAUCGGCUUAACACAAGUCUGAAUUAGAAUGAUUCAUGUUACAGAUCAGUAUAUGGUGGAUCAUGUAACUUGAAAGUUAUUUCAGGGCUGUAAAAAUGAACAAAUCACUAAUGAAGUAAUUUUCUCUUCCCCUUUUCCGUUUCCUCACCUCCCAGUUCCCAUGUCCAAAGAAGAUGCAGAUCAACUUGACUGGAUUCCUUAAUGGCAAGAACGCAAGACUCUUCAUGGGCGAACUUUGGGAGCUUCUGCUGAGCGCGCAGGCCAGCGAGAAUGGCAUCCCGGAAUCAUUCACGCAGCAGAAGAAAGAAGAGAUCAAGAAGAGAAUGGAAGAGCAACAGAAGGACAAGGACAAAGACAAGGAUCGUCGGCGGUCCCGCUCGCGCUCGCGGCGACGUUCACGCGACCGACGGCGCUCGCGUUCUCGCUCGCGCGAUCGUUCUACUGACAGGAAGCAUCGCAGUGGAGGCAGCCCGCGGCGCUCGAGGAGGCGCAGCCGCGACCGAAGCAGCCAGCCGAAGCCACCGCACGUGGACGAAAUCAAGCUACCAGAACCUAAAGAAAAUGGAAAGUCCCCUGAGAAGAAGACAGAUAACGUUGAAAUCAAGGAAGAAGUGAAUCACAAUUCAACGGCUGAAUCAAUCAAAGAUGAGUCAAAGCAAGAUGACUCAUUGAAGGAGAAAGUUGACGAUAAAGAAGCAAAGGUCAAAUCUAGAUCAGCGUCACCUAACAAGUCAGCUGUUGAAAAAGCAGAAGAGAAACCGGUGGAGAAAACUCGCAACUCGUCGAGCGAACGUCGUUCCUCAUCUGCAUCAUCCCGUGGGAGCGCAAAGAAGCGGUCUUCGCACAAGAAGCGGCAGUACCGCUCCAACCGCGACUCCUCCGCCAGCGGCAGCCCGCGCCGCAGUUCCCGCAGAGAGAGGAGUAAGUCGCGACGUCGCAGCAGCCGGCCGCGGCGUUCGGUGGAGCGGCGCGAGCGGGAGCGCGAGAGGGAGAGAGAACGCGAGCGCGAGCGCGAGCGACGCCGCCGAGAGCGAGAGAGACGAGAGAGGUCGCGAGAACGUCGCCGAUCGCUUGAAAGACGUAGACGUUCGCAUUCACGCUCUCGACGACGUUCAAGAGACAGGUCUCGUGACCGCGGUCGCCGUUCGCGGUCGCGCAGGCGCUCGCGCUCGCGGCACCGCUCCGGCCGCCCCUCCAGGGAACGCCGUUCCCGGGACAGACGCUCCAGGGAGAGAACCAGCAGGGACAAGAGGUCGAGGGAUCGGUCCGGGAAGGAAGUAAGAAGAUCGAGGGACAGGAAAUCACGGGACAGGAGGUCGAGCGAUCUAAUUAAGGAGCGUUUGGAGAAGUCCGUCUCCAUACCGCGUAAAGAAAAUAUCGAAAAACUGCGGAAGAAGUCACCUGAACGAAUAUCCAUCCCUCGGGAACGAUCCAAGGAACGUGUGGCGUCUAGUUCUAGCAGGGAGUCGUCCGUUGUUCAAGAAAAACCUGCACCUCCGAAUGAAAUUCAGACAACCAAAGUUCAAUCAUCAGAUGACGAAGAGAGAGAUGAUUUCAUUGCGGUUCCAGUGUUACGCGAAUAUUCCAAGAGUUUGUCUCGCACUCCGUCUCCUUUCCUAAGAAAACAUGAAAUAGAAAACAAUAAGAAAUCUGACAGAUCGGGAGACGACGCUUCUGGCAAAGAACAUAACGAAGAAGAGACUAAGGUUCCUGAAGUGAAGAAAGCAAAACGCAAAGGAAAGCGCUCUGAAUCCGAAAGCGAGAGCAGCGAAGAAGUGGCUAAAUCGAAAAGCAAAUCUAAACCUAAACGCAAAGAAAAACCUACUACAAAGAGAUCGAAGAAAGCUAAAAAAGAGACUUCGUCUAGCGACAGUGAUUCUGAAGAUUCUUCGUCGAGCGAUUCUGAAGAAGAUCGCAAAAAGAAAAGCAAAAAGAAUGCUAAGAAGAAGUUGGCAAAGAAGUCGCGGAAGAAGAGGGCGAGAUCUUCAAGUUCGGAAUCGAGUUCGGAGGAAGAAGUUAAGCGUAAGAGCUCUAAAGCCAAACAGAAAGGUAUGCCAGAGGACUCUGACACUGAAAAGAAAUCCAAAAAACGAUCUAAAGAUACUACUUUGGAUCGUCCGAGACUGGAGAAAAAUGAAAGUAAACAGGUCAAAACAAAGAAGAUCGAUAAUUCCGAAGACUCGCAUGAUGAUAGUUCAGAUACUGACGAGAAGUCAAAUAAAAAGAAAGCGAAGCACGAUUCUACUUCUUCAGAAAAAGAAGUCAGACGUAAGAAGGUUGAUCUUGUCAAGGAAAAGGUGGGAUCACCAGAAGUUUCUAAACCACGAAAAGGAGAGGAGAAAUCGUCGAAAAUAAAACACGCGGAUGAGUCGAAGUCAAAAACCCGUGACGAAAAUGAGAAGAAAGCCAAGAAAAGAGAAAAAGAAGACUCAUCUUCUGAUAGCGACCAGGUGGCAAAGAAAAAGCCUAGAAAGAAAGUUUCAGAAUCCGAAUCAGAUUCAGACAGCGAUGAACCUAAAAAGUCCAAAAAGGCAAAGAAGCAUAAGAAGCAUUCAAAGAAGCAUAAGAAACAUAAAAAACACAAGAAAUCGUCAAAACGCAAAGAUGAUUCCUCGGACAGUGACGAGGCUGAGGAAGAAGAGGAAGAGGAAGGAAAAGUUAACAACGAGGAUUUAGAAAAGAAACUCCGAGAAAGAGCUUUAAAGUCUAUGAAAAAGCAGACGAGCGCAUCCGGCUCUGACUAGUGGUUGUUUACAUUUUAGGAUCAAUGCAUACGGUCUGCAUUUAGACUGCAUACCAACUGCAAAAUUGCAGCUUGGAUGCUGUUUAAUUCAGUGGACUUAACUGCUCAAACCGUAUCCAAACUGCAAUUUUGCGGUUAGCUUGCAGUCCAAACUAUCUGCAUAGACCCUAAAAGAUCGAUUUAUUUUUCCUUCAUCAAUUUUAAUGAGUAAGCCACCGUUCUACAAAUUUAUAGAGGAUGCAUUCAACUGUGACGAUUCUGAUUGAUUCUGUUUGAACACUCCACACAUUUAAGUAGUGAUCGCGAUGAAAACAUUUUGAUUUUAUUCUAUGCAACAGUUUUAAUGAAAUAGGAUGUUUAAGAUAACAAUAUGUCUUUAUUAGUAAUAAAAAUUUUCUUAAAUAUU